UCAAUCUCAAAAAACAAAAUAAAAUAAAAAAAGCUUAGAAAAUAAUCAAAUAACUUGCGAUCGGUUAUAUCUAAGAUGGAGAAUUUCAUAAUCCUCGUAAUCUCAUCGUUUAUGCUUAUAACUUCAAUUACUUAUCCUUCUCCUUCGUAUGCCAUAACUACACGUCGAUUUCACUUCAACAUCGAAUGGAAGAAAGUGACUCGGUUGUGCCACACGAAACAGCUCUUGACGGUGAACGGCCAGUUUCCGGGGCCGAUGGUGGCCGUCCGUGAAGGCGACACCGUCGAGAUCAAAGUUACGAAUCGUAUAUCCCACAACACAACUAUUCAUUGGCACGGUUUAAGGCAAUACCGAACCGGUUGGGCAGAUGGGCCGGCUUACAUCACACAAUGUCCCAUAAGACCGGACCGGUCGUACACGUACCGGUUCGUGGUAGAGGACCAAAGAGGAACACUCCUAUGGCAUGCUCACCAUUCCUGGCAGAGGGCAUCCGUCUAUGGUGCCUUCGUCAUCUAUCCUCGACGGCCCUAUCCGUUCCCUUACCCCGUUCGAUCCGAAAUCCCUAUUCUACUAGGGGAAUGGUGGAAGAGGGAUGUGGAUGACGUGGAGAAGGAGAUGAUGAAGAGUGGAGCUGGUCCUAUGGUCUCCGACGCCUACACCAUCAACGGCCUUCCCGGCCCUCUCUACCCUUGUUCCUCCAAAGAUACGUUCACUCGGGAAGUGGAAGCCGGAAAAACCUACGUCCUCCGUAUAGUCAACGCGGCUCUGAACAACGAGCUCUUCUUCGCCGUCUCGAACCACACCCUCAUCGUCGUCGAAGUCGAUGCGGUUUACACUAAACCGUUCCAAACCGGUUCCAUCAUGAUCGCCCCCGGCCAAACCACCAUCGUCCUCCUCCGCACCCUCCAUUUCUCCGGCGACUCCUUCCCCAUCGCCGUCGCUCCCUACGUCACCUCCGUCUUCCCCUUCAACAACUCCACCGCCCUCGGCUUCCUACGCUACAAGGGCAAACCCUCCUCGCUCGUCCCCUCACGCGCCGCCGAGGUGCGCGUGCCUUCGUCGCUUCCCGGGAUGCUGGACACGGAGUUCGUGACGAGAUUUUCCGACAGCGUCAGGAGCCUGGCGACGGAGGAGUACCCGUGUCGGGUUCCGUCAGAGAUCGACAAGCGAGUGAUCACCAUGAUCAGUCUGAAUCUACAGGAUUGUCCGGCGAAUCGAACCUGCGAAGGAUACGCGGGGAAAAGAUUCUUCGCAUCCAUGAACAACAUCUCGUUCGUCCGCCCACCGGUCUCGAUCCUGGAGAGCUACUAUAAGAAUCGGACAAAGGAGGUGUUCGACCUAGAUUUCCCCGACAAACCCAGGAAGAGAUUCGAUUACACUGGGGUCAAUCCCUUGUCGGAGAACAUGAACACUGAGUUCGGAACGAAGCUGUUCGAGGUCGAAUUCGGAGCGAGAUUGGAGAUCGUAUUUCAAGGGACGAGCUUUCUGAACACGGAGAAUCAUCCGAUUCACGUCCACGGGCACAAUUUCUUCGUUGUGGGAUCUGGGUUCGGAAAUUUCGAUCGGAAGAAGGAUCCGGAGAGGUACAACCUCGUGGAUCCGCCGGAGAGAAACACGGUGGCGGUUCCGACAGGUGGGUGGACAGCGAUUCGGAUCAACGCCGACAAUCCAGGGGUUUGGUUCAUCCACUGUCACCUCGAGGAACACACUUCUUGGGGUUUGGCGAUGGGUUUUAUCGUCAAAGAUGGAUCUUUGCCUUCGCAGAAAUUGCUUCCUCCUCCUCGCGAUCUUCCUCAGUGUUGAAAUCUUCGAUUUUGGUUUCCAGAGUUUAUGAUUUUCUUUUCUUUUCCCCUUCCAAGAAAAAUCUCAGUUUUGGCGGUGAAUUUGUACUCAUGGAAACGGUUUCCAGAUCGAUUAAAG
Tarenaya hassleriana is the source of this 1920-nucleotide messenger RNA. Its product is annotated as laccase-1. The transcript has 5 exons. Bases 76 to 1803 code for a protein of 575 amino acids. Gene Ontology annotation, biological process: lignin catabolic process. Gene Ontology annotation, cellular component: apoplast. Gene Ontology annotation, molecular function: copper ion binding; hydroquinone:oxygen oxidoreductase activity. The record is from RefSeq and is a predicted model, not a curated record. NCBI's taxonomy places the organism in Eukaryota, Viridiplantae, Streptophyta, Magnoliopsida, Brassicales, Cleomaceae.